GUCAGCACAAUCCAGAGGCGUUUCUCAAUACUCAAAUAAACAAAAGUAGGCCUUGAGAAACGGACAGAUAAAUACUGACUCUUGUUUUGAAAGUCUGCUAUCAGCUUUAGCCUAGCAACUGCGCAUGUGUGUCCGGUGGAGAAUGUUGGUGUUGACUGCAGCUAGAUGCUUUAGUGGAUCAAUUAGUCUUUUUACAUAAUCUAGAUCUACCCUCUUAGAUUAGUGGCCGGUUGGAUUACAGACCCAGGAGGAUGUAGGUAACAACUCCCAGCAUUCAUCUGAUACCGAGAACUCUUAAACGGUUCUUUCCAGUUUAGCUCUUUGUCACAUAUUCUGUGCAUUUAGAUGCAGGGAAACUUGAGUGUUUUCUGCAUCAGGCUCUGCUGAUCGGCGUAUUUUUCAGUUCAGACGGACAGAGUGGGUCAUGCGGUGGCUCUGCUCUGCUUGGACCCGAGGACUGCAGUUGCUGCGGUCUUUGCUGUGAAUAUCACUGCACAGAUAGCUCGACUUGCUAAAUCCGAUAUAAAAAACGUUUUCGAGUUUGUGUAAAACAAGAGUAUAAUUCAUGUCUCAGUCUUUCCACUCUACAGGAUUUCGCUUCUACGUGUAUUUUGAACCGCUGAGAUUAUUUCCAGCCGAGGUUUCCAGUGCAGCAUGUGAUUAGCCUUCAUUAGCAAAGUGAAUGGACUGUUAGCCACCGGGGAGCUAAAGCAGCUAACAACAGAGACUGAACCAGUGUUUCCGAGGUUGACGCUUUUUGAAUAUAGUUAUAGUUUGGAAGACGUCAAGUCAAUCCGAAGUGACACACUAAAUUUAUUUGACUGUGCGGGAAGGACCACCUCCUCUGAUCCUUGUUGUUCAGCUGAGGACCAAGAGACUGGGGACAGUUGCAGAGUGGAACCAGAACCUCUGACCAAGUUGAUUGUUCGUGGCUAAAACUUAGCUCUACUAGAACAUGUGAAGGUUGCAAACAAGGAUUGUGAAAUGGAGAAUCUCAAGUUGAUCAAGGAUGUCUGAGAUGAUGAAGGUUGAAGCAGAAGACCCUGGGGGGCUCAGUUUGGAGCCCCCCAUACCUGCAGCAUCCACAUCAGAACUGGAGCAGAAACAAGACAGCAAAGAUCUCAUCCAUCAGAUGUUCAUGAUUAAAGUGGUUCCCCAUGACUGGAGCCCCAGUUUGGACCAAGAGGAUCCAGAGCCCCCCCACAUUAAGGAGGAAGAAGAAGAACUGUGGAUCAGUCAGGAGGAAGAGCAGCUUAUUGUGAAGAUUGAAGAUGAUGAGAAACCUCAGUUUUCAAAGCUUCAUCACAUCGAAAUUGAAGACAACAGAGAGACUGAAGCUCCAACCAGCAGCUCAGCUGAACAGAUGGAAACGGAACGUGCUGGAGAGGACUGUGGAGAACCAGAACCAGAGAGGACCCCUGAUCCAGUAUGUUCUACUCCACAAACUAAGAUGGCUUCCCACAAAAGAGUUAAAACAUCUAAGUUGGCUCCAACUGGAGUCCACACAGAAGAUAAGCCAUUUUGCUGCCAUAUUUGUGGCAAAAGUUUCAAACGUAAUGCUCAUAUAAAAUUACAUAUGAUGACUCACACGGCAGAGAGGGAACAUAGCUGUGAUCUCUGUGGUAAAGGAUUUAAAGAAAAGAGUUCUAUUCAGACGCAUAUGAGACUCCACACUGGAGAGAAACCAUUUUCCUGCGAUGAUUGUGGUAAAAGAUUUCAUGCAAAGACGAACCUUAAAACUCACCUGAAGGUCCAUUCAGUAGAGAAACCAUUUUCAUGUGAUAUUUGUGGUACAAGAUUUAAAAGAAAGGAAAAUAUAAAAAAGCACAUGAGGAUCCACACUGCAGAGAAACCAUUUGUUUGUAGCGUUUGCAACAAAGGAUUUUCACUGCAAGAGACACUAAAGAGACACAUGCAUGUCCACACAGGAGAGAAACAGUUUAUUUGCAGUGUUUGUAGUAAAGGGUUUUCAUUAAAACAUAAUCUUAAAAGCCACAUGGAAGUUCACACCGCACCGUUUAGUUGCAGUGAGUGUAGUAAACGGUUCGUGAAGGAAAUCCAGUUAGAGCGACAUAUACGAGUCCACUCAGAGGAGCGACCGUUUGGCUGUGAUGUCUGUAGAAGCAGAUUUUAUCAAAAGUGUCAACUGGAGAAUCACUUGAGGGUCCAUUCAGGAGAGAAACCGUUUGUUUGUAGCAUUUGCAGCAAAGGAUUUUCACAACAUGGAGAUAUGAAGAGACACAUGGGUGUUCACAAGGGCUGUAACUAAACUUUAUUUUAAUAAUCAACUAAUCUGGAUCUAAAAUACUGUAGACAAGCCAAUCCAGAUACAUUUUUGAGUGAUAACUCGCAGCUAAAAUUCACACUGAACCCGCAAGUUUUUACUGAGGCUGCCUCUACAAAGAUUUGCCUUUUUAAAUAUGAAUUAUAUGUGUAAAGUGUAACCGUCCAGCCUGGUUAAAAAAAUAAGAUGAAGCCCUUAUUAUUUAUGUUGAUAAAAACCUGUGUGUACAAAAUGUCUAAUUUAACCAGUCUGAACAUGGAGUGUAACUCUUUCAUGAAUUACAGUAGACUGCAACAUAUCUAUGUAAUGUAAAAUUAACUUGUCCUUACUGACUGCACGUAUUAUACGUUUUUCUGUCUUAAAUUUGGUUAUUUUAUAUAUUAACAUUAUGUACAUCUGGGCCGCACUGUAUAUGGUAAAUAUGUGUCUCUCGCAAAUGACUCUUUUGGAUUGCAGUAAUUGUUGAGUGUCAUGAAUACACAUUUUGCAUGCCCUUAAGAAAUUCAGCCUGUUGGACAGAUAAAUGACCUGGUCUGGUUUACUUCUUGUAACUGUUGUUUACACAUUUGACAGAACAUCCCUGAAACCAAAGAGAAAACUGAAAUAAUUUCUAAUUCAGUCUGUAUUUACUACAUACUGUGUAAUCUGUUAUUUAUUAAAGCAUUUACCUAA
Girardinichthys multiradiatus is the source of this 2956-nucleotide messenger RNA. Its product is annotated as gastrula zinc finger protein XlCGF57.1-like. Gene Ontology annotation, biological process: regulation of transcription by RNA polymerase II. Bases 1010 to 2269 code for a protein of 419 amino acids. The record is from RefSeq and is a predicted model, not a curated record. Gene Ontology annotation, molecular function: DNA-binding transcription factor activity; RNA polymerase II cis-regulatory region sequence-specific DNA binding. The transcript has 3 exons. NCBI's taxonomy places the organism in Eukaryota, Metazoa, Chordata, Actinopteri, Cyprinodontiformes, Goodeidae.